This is a messenger RNA of Thyridium curvatum, 4134 nucleotides long. RefSeq lists its product as uncharacterized. Gene Ontology annotation, cellular component: cytoplasm; nuclear membrane. The coding region runs from base 1 to 4134 and encodes 1377 amino acids. Gene Ontology annotation, molecular function: small GTPase binding. The transcript has 10 exons. Gene Ontology annotation, biological process: protein import into nucleus. The record is from RefSeq and is a predicted model, not a curated record. NCBI's taxonomy places the organism in Eukaryota, Fungi, Ascomycota, Sordariomycetes, Thyridiales, Thyridiaceae.
AUGACUUCAGACGAGGCCGACGGCCCGCCAGACAUCAUGAGAAAUACGCCGGCCUUGGCAGCAGCCAAGGCACAGCUUCGCUCUAUGAUGAAACAGAAACUCGCGGGCCUCUCUAGUGAGGAAAUCUCGAGUCAAAGCACUACAGUCUACAAGACAUUACUGAGGUUCAAACCAUACCUCGAGGCUCAGCGUGUGAGCGUCUUUCUGUCCAUGCCGGCCGCAGAGAUACAGACAGACGCAAUAGUGCGCCACGCCCUGCAGUCGGGCAAACAGGUCUAUGUACCAUAUCUCCACAAAGCCCCUCCGCACAGCCCUGACACGCCGUCGCGGGUCAUGGACAUGGUGCUCCUGAAGGACCUCGUGGAUUAUGAGUCUCUGAAAAGGGACCGCUGGGGCAUCCCCAGCAUCGACCCGGCGACCGUGGACCGCCGGCAACGCAUCCUGGGAGGGCCAGACGCCCAGCAUUCGGAAAAGUCCAUCCUGGACCUCAUCCUGAUGCCCGGGGUAGCCUUUGACAUCGAGCCAGGCACCGGGCUCAUCAGGCGAUGUGGCCAUGGAAGAGGCUUUUACGACUAUUUUAUCGAGCGGUACAUGUUCAAGAUUGCAGCCUUGGAGCCCGAAGAGGCUCCUCCGGUCAAGCUAUACGGCCUUGCUCUCGCUGAACAACUGCUCGACCCAGCCUCUGGCUAUUCCAUUCCUGUCAACGCUCUUGACCAGGCCCUGGACGGACUAGUCUUGGGAAAUGUUGACUGGAAUAAAACAAUGACUAUUGUUCAGGCAGCACACAUGCUCUCUACCAAUGGGUCACCAGCAGCAGUCUGGCGGAAAGGGGAAAAGCCACCCGCGAUUUACACCGCACCAGGACCUGAGGAAACCCUGUUCGUUGUUACCGCGUUACUCCCCCAGCUUCACUUCACCACUAGACGUUUUAUUUUCUUUACUUGGCUGUGUCUGUCGAUCCCGCCAAACCUCAAACUUCCUUCUCCACAGACUGCCCAGGACUCGCCACCUGACCCUGCCGCUUUCCUCUUGAUAAAAUACCGACGUCCCGAUAUUCAUUGUCGCCGAGGGACAGACGAGGCGCCGGCCGAUACCGCGGGUUUACCCCUCGUCAUAUGUCUUCAUAGGUUGCGACCUCUACCCAUCAGGCCUCGCGAGACCUCGCACCUCUCCCUCUCUGGACUCGAGCGACCUGCAUACUCGUUUGGCCUACUCGCCAUGGCUACAAACGGGUCCCAGGAGGGUUUCACGCCUCAGAACAUCCUGACGGCCAUGAUCACGAUGCGGGGAGGCGAUGCCAGCAAGAAAAAGGCUGCCAUGGACUUUUUGGGCAAGUUUCAGAAAUCGAAUGAUGCCUGGACUGUCACGAUAUCGAUCCUGCAGUCUUCUGCGGAAGCCGAUGUCGCGCUUUUCGCUGCGACGACCCUCAAGGGCAAGAUCACCUUUGACUUGACCACCCAGAUCUCGGAGAACGACCUUCCCGCUCUCAGAAGCCAAAUACUUGUCCUCCUCAAGAAGUACGCACCAGGUCCCAAGCCGGUCCGUGUCCAGCUAUGCGUGUGCCUUGCGAUACUUGCGAUCCAGAUGCGAUCAUGGAAGGAUGUCCUGCCGACUGUGGUGUCCUCGCUCGGUAACGACGUCGAGAGCCAUGCAUGCAUUCUCGACUUUCUACGAGUACUUCCCGAAGAAGUGACUGAGGGACGAAAAAUCACCUUGACUGAAGAAGAGCUAGCCCAACGAACAACAGAGCUCCUGGCCGACAACGCUGAGCAGGUCGUUCAGCUCCUUAUCCAAUACGCUCAAUCUUCACCUUCUGCGGCGCAAAACCCCCAACUGAUGGAGUGCAUCACGUCAUGGCUGCGCGAAGUCCCCGUGAGCACCAUUGUCGGCUCGCCUCUCCUCAACAUAGUGAUCAACGCCAUCGGGAACGACUCUUCUUUGCAGGCAGCGGCGGAGUGCCUGGGCGCCAUUUGCAGGGAGACCCGGGAUGUCGACGAUAACCUCGAAACGAUUCAAGUGCUGCUGCCCCGGAUCAUCGAAUUGAGACCUCAUAUUCAAAAGGCUGUCGAGGAGGAGGACACUGAGGCGUUCAAGGCUUUCACCAGGCUGUUUGCAGAUGCUGGCGAUUCUUGGGUUGUCAUCAUCGCGCGGGAGCCUCAACACUUCAGGCCCUUGGUAGACGCGCUGUUGGAGUGCGCAGCCAGGGAUAGUGACCGGGACGUCAUCGAGUACACGUUUGGGUUCUGGUACGAACUGAAGCAGUAUCUGGUGUUGGACCGGUAUAUCCAGGCGCGAUUGGAGCUCAAUGAUGUGUACUCGAAACUGGUCGACAUCCUUCUUAGUCACCUCCAGUAUCCCAAAUCAGAGAGCGGCAACGAGCUUGAUCUUUUCGACGGUGACCGCGAACAGGAGGAGAAAUUCCGCGAGUUCCGUCAUCACAUGGGCGACACCUUGAAAGACUCGUGCGAAGUCAUGGGCGUUACAGAAUGCUUGACCAAGGUGCUCGAGGCUAUCAAGGUCUGGAUGCAGAAGUACGGCGGCCAGGCGACUGCAACAUCUGUGCCUCACUGGCAAGAGCUCGAGGCCCCCUUGUUUGCUAUGCGUGCAAUGGGCCGCAUGGUUGAGAAGGAAGAGAGCAUCGUCCUGCCCCAGCUCAUGCCCCUGCUCGUCCAGAUCCCUUCUCACGAGAAGCUCAGGUUUGCCGCGAUCAUGGUCUUUGGUCGGUACACUGAGUGGACCUCGGCGCAUCCAGAGUUCCUGCAGCCACAGUUCACUUAUAUCGUGUCCUCCUUUGAGACCGACUCCAAGGAAAUUAUUCGGGCCGCUGCUCAAGCCAUCAAGUUUUUCUGCACAGACUGCAAGCAGCUCUUGAGCGAGCAGGUCCUUCAAUUGCAGACGUUCUACGAUCAGGUGCUGGACAAGCUUCCAGAGCUGAGCCAGGAGGAAAUGACUGAAGGCGUCGCCAACGUCGUCGCCGCGCAGAAGACCGAGGACACCUACAAGCUGCUCAAGCUGUACUGCGACCCGCUCAUCGCAAGGCUCAUGGACAAGGCCAACAAGGCAAGCGACGAUGAGGGUAAAUUGGCCGUAGCCGAUCACAUACAGCUUAUCACCACCUUCGUCCAGAUUGUGGUGCCCUAUGUCUCGAAGAAUGAGGACAAUCCGGCCGUCAAGUACUGGCAGGAGGUGUUCCCCAUUCUUUCCACUGUUCUCGAGAACUUCAUCACCUUUACUCCGAUCUGCGAGAGGGUUUGCAGGUGCUGGCGCUUCAUGGUCAUCUCUUAUAGGACGGCCAUGACUCCUUUCCUCGCCGACAUGGCCAACAAAUUAGCGCACGGAUUCGCUGUGUCCAAGCAGGGCUGCUUCCUGUGGGUGACGGGUGCUAUCCUCCGGGAAUUUUCCGAGGAUCGCGAACAUGUCGAUGAUCACAUCACCGAUUCGAUCUACGUCUUCUUCGAGUCGCAGGCAACCAAUGUCCUGCGGGUGAUGAGCGACCUCCCCCCCGCCGAGCUUCCCGAUGUUAUCGAGGACUUCUUCCGUCUGCUUGUGGAUGCUCUCCUAUACUUCCCCCAGAGAUUGAUCCCAUCUGCGCUCUUGUCGCCCUUGCUGCAAGCAGCAAUCUCGGCUCUAGCCUUGGAGCAGCGGGAGCCGCUCUCUGCAGUCUUGCACUACCUGCGCGACCUCCUGACCUAUGGAGGACCCAACCCUGCGCAGUCUUGGUACUACUCGAGCGAGCUGGCUCCACAGAUGCAGCAGAUCGUCAAACAGCUCCUGCUCGCCCAGGGCGGAGCCCUUGUCAAGCAAGUGAUGGCCGGGAUGAUGAUUACAUUCCCGCGGGACUGCUUCGCGGACGGUAGUGGUGUUCUGCUAGGCAUGUUUGAGCUUCUGCCUACCCAGACUACGGAGUGGGUGGGCCAAACUAUUCAGAUGCUUCCUGCAGGAACUAUCACUGCCGAUGAAGCAAAUCGGCUCAUGACGAAGAUUAAGGAGCGCUUGUCUGGCCAGGAUAUGAGCAACCUGAGGCAGGUUCGAGUGCUCCUACAGGAUUUCACGAACACUUAUCGGAGACGAUACGUCGCUCCGAGAGAUGGACUCGGCCAGCUCGAGGCCCGACGAUUCCACUUUGAAGGCUAG